AUGGAUGACAUAGCAAGAAUUAUCCGGAACAAAGAAAACAGCUACAAAGUGCUGAAUGUUCCCGAAGGCAGCACGAAAGAGCAGAUCAGAAGCAGCUACAAGAGAUUGGCCGUGAAAAUCCAUCCGGACAGGAACCCAAGCCCAAAAGCAUCAGAGGCUUUCAUUAUCCUCAGAAAAGCAUACGAAGAUCUAACAGACGAUAAGCCAAAACACAGAUACACCGAGAACUACAGAAAUUUUACGAGAAGGCCAGAGGGCGGGAACAUGACGCAGGACGAGCUGGAGCAGUUUAUCAAGUGGUGCAUGCACAUGAAUGGAGGAGGCGCGCAGUUCUCCUCGGGGCCCUUUGGAGCCCAUUUCUAUCCUUUCAGAAACGCCCAGUUCACACAGACUCCACUGCAGCAGAUAGAAAUAACGAAUAAGUUAGGAAUUAUUUUGCUGAUUUUCUUGUUCCUAUACAGCCUAUUAAGAUAA
Nematocida minor is the source of this 474-nucleotide messenger RNA. RefSeq lists its product as uncharacterized. The coding region runs from base 1 to 474 and encodes 157 amino acids. Gene Ontology annotation, cellular component: endoplasmic reticulum. The transcript has a single exon. The record is from RefSeq and is a predicted model, not a curated record. Gene Ontology annotation, molecular function: misfolded protein binding; protein-folding chaperone binding. NCBI's taxonomy places the organism in Eukaryota, Fungi, Microsporidia.